GAAACUCAUUUACUACGCGCUGAUCCGUCGACCGGCACGUGCGGCGACCUUUCCUUUCCCUCGCGCAGUAACACAGUGACCGUUGCGCACACGCGGCGUCGCUCUCUCUUUCUAUCAGCAUCUCUCCAUCCAUUAUAUCGUGUACGGCACGCAUACGUCCUCUCGAUCGCACAUCACGCCGACGAGAAUCCGUUAAUAUCAAGACCGAUCGCCAUGGCGGAGGAGUAUCUUUACGGAAUCACCCUCACGGGAGCGGACGCGGAAGAGACAUGGGACCCGGAACACAAGAACGACGACUCGGACACGGCCCAGCAUAUUGGCGCCGAUCAGAAGCUCAUCAUAAAGAUGGCUUUGCUGGGACCAGAAGCCAAACCUGGCGAACUCAAUGUGCUGCAGGUAGAAGCAAUGGGUUUGAAAGGACCCAUCAAAACGCCAAUUGCCUUGUUGGAAAUGGGCAAAACGGUGCAGAUUAUUCUUGAUCUCAGUUUCCCAGAUCCUCCUGUUACAUUUAAAUUGGUUAAAGGCAGUGGACCGGUUCACAUAGUAGGACAUAAUCUCCUUGGUGCGCAUAUUGAAGAGUUUGACGAUAUAGAUGAUGAGAUGGAAGAAGAAAACAUCGAUGACGAGGAUGACGAGAAGGCACCGCAAAAGAAACGAAAGCUUUUAGCAGAGGAUAAAAAAAACGGAAUUAAACGGAUGAAGAUAUAAACAAAUAGAACGUUAAGAUAAUGAAAAAAUAUAACCAGUGCUAUAUAAUUAAUGUCUUCUAACAAAUACGACAUCAUUGCACUAAAAAUAUUUUGAAUUUUACUUGACUUUAAUCAUAUUUUUAAGAUAUCUAUGAGGAAUUACAAUUUAAAAAAUGGAAAAAGUGGAGGCGCUCCACUUAAAAAUAGUCAUGAAUGUACUUUUUAUCUAUUAUAUCUGUGUUCUCAUUCCAUGUUUGUUUU
Messenger RNA from Nylanderia fulva, 950 nucleotides. Its product is annotated as nucleoplasmin-like protein. Gene Ontology annotation, cellular component: nucleolus; cytoplasm; nucleoplasm. Gene Ontology annotation, biological process: chromatin remodeling. Gene Ontology annotation, molecular function: chromatin binding; RNA binding; histone binding. Lineage: Eukaryota; Metazoa; Arthropoda; Insecta; Hymenoptera; Formicidae. The record is from RefSeq and is a predicted model, not a curated record.